This is a messenger RNA of Phalaenopsis equestris, 345 nucleotides long. Its product is annotated as probable NAD(P)H dehydrogenase (quinone) FQR1-like 2. Lineage: Eukaryota; Viridiplantae; Streptophyta; Magnoliopsida; Asparagales; Orchidaceae. The record is from RefSeq and is a predicted model, not a curated record. The transcript is spliced from 2 exons. Bases 1 to 345 code for a protein of 114 amino acids.
AUGUGGUAUGGAAUGGCUGUAACAACACUGAGGGGUGCUUUUCAUGGUCCGAACAACAACGAGGUGGUAAGGGACUUGGAUAUGGGCAGCUGGAAUAGCAGCUGGACUGCAAUCACACAACUGGCCCACCAUGGAAUGCUCUUCGUGCCAAUAGGUUACACUUUCGGGGCCGACAUGUUCACGGUGGAAGAGAUAAGAGGCGGCUCUCCUUACGGCGCCGGAGUAUUCGCCGGCGGCGACGGCGGCAGAUCGGCCACCGAGGCGGAGCUUCAGCUUGCGGAACACCAAGGAAAAUAUAUGGCCUCCAUUGUCAAGAAGAUAGCUCAGUCUUCUCCCAAGCAAUAA